Messenger RNA from Daldinia vernicosa, 2363 nucleotides. RefSeq names its product putative GMC oxidoreductase. Lineage: Eukaryota; Fungi; Ascomycota; Sordariomycetes; Xylariales; Hypoxylaceae. Gene Ontology annotation, molecular function: oxidoreductase activity, acting on CH-OH group of donors; flavin adenine dinucleotide binding. Bases 534 to 2282 code for a protein of 582 amino acids. The transcript has 4 exons. The record is from RefSeq and is a predicted model, not a curated record.
GUAUAGCUAUGAUCGUAGCUUGCGGGAAAGCAUGGAUUGCUUAUUAUGACUUAAACCCCUCCACGUGUAAUUUCCGGCAACUUCAAAGAGUGAUAAUCUGCUUAACUAGUAAAUGUAAAGGGUAGAAUCUAUGGAAAAUGAUUCCAUUCUAGCUUCUCAGCCCUACGCGGCGCUACAUCUAAACCGAUUCACUACAAAGCAAGGAGAAUGUUACGCAAUAAAUACCUUAGGUACCUAGCUUCCCCGCAAUCCUAUUAAGACAAGCCCCUAGACUAGACGAUCCAAGGCGGCGAAUGAUAUGCGAUGGUGCUGAAAACGCCCGGGAAUUCAGUUCUAUCACGUCCUAGAACGGCAAUCCGACGCGAUGAUUCGGUCCGUAGCGAUAUUUCUUGUCAGCCAGCAUGGCUCUAAAGAAUCCUCCUGUUCGAUACGGUAUGAUAUUUCAUAAGUUUAACGUCGGCAUUCCAGAGAGUCUAUCCUAGCGUAGUCUUCUCAUCGAUGGGUUCUAUCUUAAUGGGAGUUUUUCAUCGGCAAUGAAACUAGCCAUUCCUCUAAUAUUCAUCGCUCUUGGUGCCAAGGCAGAAAGCGAAACCUUUGACUAUGUGAUCGCCGGCGCUGGUACAUGCGGACUUGUGCUUGCAAAUCGAUUAUCAGAAGACCCGAAUGUCCAAGUCGUGGUUGUCGAGCCGGGCGAUGAUGUUCGUAACAACCCUAAUGUCACAGACGUUGGCGCGUUCCUCCGCGCCUUAAAUACCGAGAUCGAUUGGCAAUAUACCACGACGCCACAGCCGGGAGCUGAUAAUAAAUCAAUCCCUUUCCAUGCUGGCAAGGCCAUUGGAGGGACUAGUACAAUCAAUGGUAUGACUUACAUCCGAGGCGACAAGGCUGAGUUUGACGCAUGGGAAUCUCUCGGGAACGACGACUGGAAUUGGGACACAUUAUAUCCAUAUUUCAAGCAAGUCGAACAGUUCUCUCCCCCCACUACAGUCCAGCAGGCCGCUGGUGCCACUUUCAAUGCAGAAUAUCAUGGUGAGGAUGGAUUGAUGAAAACGGGCUUUCCAUUCAGACUCCUUAACGGAUCCUUCUACGAAUUUGCUCAACAGGCUUGGGAAAGUUUGGGUUACCCCCUAAACCUAGACGUUAAUGGUGGUGAAACACGCGGGUUUGAUGUUUGGCCACAGACAUUAGAUAGGGACGCAAACAUUCGGGAAGACGCCGCUCGAGCGUUCUACUAUCCUAUUGAGCAGAGACCUAACCUCAAGAUUAUUAAGGGAACAGUGACGAAAUUAACUUGGGCGAAUUCGUUAGCAAGUGACAACACGCUCUUGGCAGACGGUGUUGAAUACCUGGAUACUACCGACCAAACAGUCGCUAUAAGCGCAGUGAAAGAAGUCGUACUGUCCGCCGGGUCUUUAAGAAGCCCCCUAAUCCUUGAACGCUCAGGGGUUGGGAAUCCAAAUAUCCUUAAAGAGCACGGCAUAGAAACGAAGAUCGACCUCCCCGGAGUGGGUGAACAUUUGCAGGACCAGCCCAACGUAGCCCUCGAAUACACUUCAAAUAUCAAUCUGACAGGAACUGUGCCGUACGCAACAUUUGCCACAGCUCAAGACCUAUUCGGUAAACAGACUUCCGCAGUAGCAGAGGAGACAUAUACCAAACUAUCCGAAUGGGCCCAAAAGGUCUCGGAUAUUAAUAACAGAGCCAUUGAUGCUCACCAAUUAGAAAAAAUAUUCCGCAUACAACACAACCUAAUCUUCAAGGACAAUGUUACAAUUGCCGAAACCCUAACCUCAGCUUCCGGCAAUAUCCUCCUGUCAGCAUUUUGGCCUUUGUUGCCUUUCUCUCGAGGUAGUGUCCACCUCAAAUCAAUCGAGGCUAGCGAUCCCGCAAUUGACCCAGAGUACUUCUUGAUCGAUUUCGAUCUCUCAAUCCAGACCGAGCUUGGGCGGCUCUCACAAGACCUCUGGUAUACAAGCCCGAUCAGCGAUGUUGUAAUUGGUAAUUUAGUUCCUGGAGACGAAGCACUGCCUCGCAAUGCUACUGAUGCUCAAUGGGCGACUUUCAUUGCAAGAACCGUAACCCCUAAUCACCAUCCUAUCGGGUCAGCUUCGAUGAUGUCCCGCGAGCUCGGAGGAGUCGUUGAUCCUAAGUUCAAGGUAUACGGGACAUCUAAUGUUCGUGUUGUCGACGCGUCCGUGCUACCAAUGCAGAUUAGCGGCCAUUUAACUGCCACACUUUACGCCAUAUCCGAGAGGGCAGCCGAAUUUAUUAAAAGUCCAUAGUAUACGAAGGUCCGGGCCAAAAGUCUUGUACAUCUAGUUUUGGCAAACCACGUGUGAGUAAAAAAAGGACCGCACGGUAUU